CAGCCCGAGGAGGAGCAGCCUGAGGAAGAGGAGGAGGAAGCGACGGAGCCCACGAAGCCACCUGAGGAGCCAGAGGAGGAGCGUCCCAGGCCCCGGCCCAUGGUGCCCCAGCUGGCCCCCCCCAAGAUCCCCGAGGGCGAGCGGGUCGACUUCGAUGACAUCCACCGGAAGCGCAUGGAGAAGGACCUGCUGGAGCUGCAGACCCUCAUCGACGCCCACUUCGAGCAGCGCCGGCGCGAGGAGGAGGAGCUGGUGGCCCUCAUGGAGCGCAUCGAACGCCGCCGGGCCGAGCGCAACGAGCAGCUGCGGAGCCGCACGGAGAAGGAGCGCGAGCGGCAGGCGCGGCUGGCGGAGGAGAAGAUGAGGAAGGAGGAGGAGGAGGCCAAGAAACGGGCCGAGGACGACGCCAAGAAGAAGAAAGUUCUCUCCAACAUGCCCCACUUCGGCGGGUACCUGGCCAAGGCGGAGCAGCGUCGCGGCAAGCGGCAGACGGGCCGCGAGAUGAAGCUGCGGAUCCUGGCCGAGCGCAAGCGGCCGCUGCACGUGGAGCAGCUGCGCGAGGACGAGCUCAGGGCCAAGGCCAAGGAGCUGCACGACUGGAUCCAGCAGCUGGAGUCGGAGAAGUUCGACCUCAUGGAGAAGCUGCGGAGGCAGAAAUACGAGAUCAACGUGCUCUACAACCGCAUCAGCCACGCGCAGAAAUUCAAGAAGGUGGUGGGGAAGGGCCGCGUCGGGGGCCGCUGGAAGUGACGGGGCGCUGCCGCCCCCAAUAAACCUCCUCUCUGAA
Messenger RNA from Dromaius novaehollandiae (emu), 787 nucleotides. It is a transcript of the gene TNNT1, whose product is annotated as troponin T1, slow skeletal type. Lineage: Eukaryota; Metazoa; Chordata; Aves; Casuariiformes; Dromaiidae. The record is from RefSeq and is a predicted model, not a curated record. Gene Ontology annotation, biological process: regulation of muscle contraction; slow-twitch skeletal muscle fiber contraction; sarcomere organization. The coding region runs from base 100 to 750 and encodes 216 amino acids. Gene Ontology annotation, cellular component: troponin complex. Gene Ontology annotation, molecular function: troponin T binding; tropomyosin binding. The transcript is spliced from 11 exons.